AUGGCACCCUCAACCAGGACCCUAUUCGUGAUCGGCAUCGGCCCCGGCAUCGGGCGGUCCGUAACCUCUCUGUUCGCCUCGAAGCGCUACGCCAACGUGGCGCUGUUCGCGCGACGAGCCACCUCGCUGGCCACGGAAAAGAAGGCACUCGAGGACGCCGUGGGCGGCGUCAAGGUCGGGACCUACGCCGUGGACGUGGCGGACGGGGCGGCGCUGAGCAGGGCGCUGGACGAGGCCGAGGCCGCACUCGGCAAGCCCGAGUGCGUCUUCUACAACGCGGCGCGGGUGCAGCCGUCGGAGCUGCUGUCGCACGACGUCGGGGAGAUCGAGGUGGACUUCAAGAUCAACGUCUCGUCGCUCUACAUAGUAGCGCAGCGGGUGAUACCCUCCCUGAUAGCACUGGGCAAGGCGGACGCGGAGGCGAUACCGUCGCUGGUCGUGACGAGCUCGAUGCUGCCCCAUGAACCGAUGCCGCAGUUGUUUGCGCUGUCGCUGGCCAAGGCGGCGCAGCGGAACCUGGUGCAGUCGCUCGAGAUGACGUACGGGAAGCAGGGCGUCCACCUGGGCCUGAUCAACGUCGGGGGGCCGGUGUCACCGGAGCACGACACUCUGAAUCCCACCAACAUUGCUGACAGGGCCUGGGAUUGGUUCUCCCAGCUGAAGGAAAACCCCCAGUUCGAAGUUAAGAUUUAG
This is a messenger RNA of Truncatella angustata, 693 nucleotides long. RefSeq lists its product as uncharacterized. Lineage: Eukaryota; Fungi; Ascomycota; Sordariomycetes; Amphisphaeriales; Sporocadaceae. The record is from RefSeq and is a predicted model, not a curated record. The coding region runs from base 1 to 693 and encodes 230 amino acids. The transcript has 2 exons.